CUUAAACCUCUUUAGAUCGGAAUACUUGGAGAGGCAUGAGGAACAUAUCCUCUCGGGAAAACCACUCAGCAGCGGCCCUCACUUACUCGGGCCAUCCAAAAUACCCAGCAUGGAAUCCAGCGUUGUGCCCGAGCCGGCCAGUGUACCCGUCUCACCUUCCACGCAAGACAGUGCUGAGCGCAGUGCAGCUCAGAGUGUCAACGAGCCUGCCGCUGCUCACACAGAAGCAUUUGUCUCUCAUUUGACCAUGUCCAAAGACCCGCCCGAGGACAUCGCAGCCGAUGGAGAAAAUGGCCGGCCAGUCAUAUGGUGUCGGGUCGAGCUGAGGGACCCUGAGAAUUGGGCGAAAUGCCUUCUGUUGAAGGAAGACAGACACCACUGGCAGGGGCUGGAUCGAAUCGACGUCCCGCAAGAUAAGGCAAGAGAGAGCGACAUGGGAGAAAAUGACACAGGAAACGAAGAUCACACUGAUCAGUCCAUUUCUCCUGAGGAUCCUCCCAUACUCUAUUCAAAUCACUUUGUUGACCGAAAAGACAACGUUAUUGUUGCCGAUCCCUGGCCUGAGGCGUUGGACUUUGACAAAGAGCGUGAGAACCCGGCUGGGUCGAGUCUGCAACGAGGCGCAACCAUCAUCCAGUUCGUCACUACCAUCGGGACGAAUAUAGAUAAUGCGCCUUACUAUACUCAUACAUAUCGUGAUACCCAAUCAAUCCUGUCAGAUGCAACGGUGGCUGCGGACGUCAUCAGAAGGGAAGUGGUCAUCCACAGUGUACCAAUCAUCAACGUAUUCAAAGCAAUGGUUACGUACUUUCCGGGUCUCGAGCUUCUUGGAAUCACAAUGACUAUCCCUGAGCCAUACUGCGCCUUUUAUCAUUAUCACAAGGAGAUCAAGGCCCUUCGACGUGCUCUCAAUGCGCCGACAACGUCUCCGGUUGGAAACAUACCCUCCCAAACUACGCCGUUGUGGCACCCUGACACAUCAAAACAUCUCCAAAUUUUGUCAGACUUUAUUGAAGGAGAAAGCCUCCUAGAAGUCGAGUUGGAGCAAGAGCGUCACCGUCGAAACCCUCCAGUUGCCACAUAUCGGAUGAUGUGGCUAUUGUUCAAGCCGGGGACCAUGGUCUAUCACAUCAGCGGUGGCAGAGCAACCGCAGGAAUAGUCAUCUCGGUUCAGACAGACAUUGGUCGGAAGAGAGCGGGCCUUCGGUCGUUAAAGUUCUGGCAUCUGGACUUUGACGGGUUCAAGAUGGGCAGACGCGAAGUGAGCUACGAUUUCAAGCCAUUUGAGGGCGAGAAGAAAAUACUCGACCUCGCGGUAUGUCCAUGUGAAAUAUAUGACGCUCAAGACAACGAAAGCCUGCGUGAGAAGCUCAUAUCACGGGGCAAAAGAUUUUGGAAGUUUCUACCAGGAGUGCAGGUUGACUACGACGGCAGACUUCCGGAGGAGGCUAUUGAUUGGACAGGUCGCGUCAUCGUUGAUCCAACGACAUAUAUAAAACAUGCUCCACUAGAUGAAGAUCGCUUUCAGGACAUUCUAAUGCCACCUCUGGUUGGUAAAGUCCAGGACGCGAUGAAUACUAAGGUGAAGGUGGACCCAAAUUCGAGGGACAACGACAACUUCUUGCCCCGUUGGGAAUCUCCCGCGGAGAGGAUGAGCCGGCACCGUCGGGAGGCCCAAGAAUUGUCAGUAUAUGAUGAGGGUCUAUGGGCGGAAUACGAGAACAUCAUACCAGGUGAUACGACUAGCUUAGAGCUCGAUGUCGGCACGGCAGCCCGUGAUAGAGACUCUAGAUACCUUUUGUGCCCCAAAGAUGUGAUUGGCUUCGACCUGAAGACCAGAAGAUGGAUACUCCUUGAUGUGGACUGUUGCAAGGAGGUCGACUUCAAAGUUGAUGCCGUCAACAAUCUUGUGAUGAAGGAUGACAGGAAGGCGGUGAUCAAGUCUCUGGUCCAUCGAUAUACAGUGGCAGACACAGCGACAGCUAAUGCCUUGCGGGGCGAAGGCCCCCAGAGCAAGCUAUCUAGACCCUGGACGGCAGACUUCAUCAAAAACAAGGGCGAUGGUCAGAUAUUUCUUCUCCAUGGUGGCCCGGGCGUCGGAAAAACAUAUACUGCAGAGUGCAUUGCUGAAGCAACACGUCGGCCCCUGUUGUCGUUGACUUGCGGGGACUUUGGGACGGAUGCGACUAUAGUGGAGCAGAGGCUCUCAAAAUGGUUCCGUUUGGCAGAAGUGUGGGGUGCCGUCAUGCUCCUUGAUGAAGCCGACAUUUUCUUGGAGAGAAGGCAGUUGACCGAUCUGAACAGGAAUAGUCUUGUUUCCGUUUUUCUAAGGACAAUGGAGUACUACCGCGGUAUCCUCUUCCUGACGACCAACCGCGUCGGCAACUUCGACGAUGCAUUCAUAUCUCGCAUACACUCUGUGAUUCACUAUGAAGGAUUCUCUGACAGCGUAAGAGAACGAAUAUGGGAGCAAUUCUUCCAGAAGCUGGAAGCCGAGCGACGGACCAAGGUGAAGAUCGACCCGGACGCCCGCAGAUACGUGCUUUCUCACGAGGAUAUGAAGGCCGUUCAAUGGAAUGGGAGAGAAAUCCGAAAUGCCUUCCAAACUGCAGUGGCGUUUGCAGAGUAUCGGUUUUCCCAGCUCUCGCCUGAAGAGAAGGACGAAGUGGGUGGGAGAGCAUGCUUGGAAGCCCAGGACUUUGCAAAAGUCAGUGAGAUGACCAUGACUUUCAAGAAAUACCUGAAGUCUAUCAAAAGAGAUGAAGACACAGUAGCAAAGAUGGGAGGAUUUCGUUGAUGGUGUUCUUGUACCAAAAUAGCUGUCAGCAAUUAAUUCAUGAUAAUGAUAUUCAUUUGCCAG
Messenger RNA from Diaporthe batatas, 2860 nucleotides. RefSeq lists its product as uncharacterized. The transcript has 6 exons. Gene Ontology annotation, molecular function: ATP binding; ATP hydrolysis activity. The record is from RefSeq and is a predicted model, not a curated record. The coding region runs from base 110 to 2797 and encodes 895 amino acids. NCBI's taxonomy places the organism in Eukaryota, Fungi, Ascomycota, Sordariomycetes, Diaporthales, Diaporthaceae.